UCUCUCCUCUGCCCGUUUUAUCUUUUUCUGUACCUUUUCCUUUGGAUUGCCUACUGAAACUUAACAUCUCUUCUGUUACUCAAACACAACCUCCAUCUUUAAAACAAGAGUACCACACUAUAUCCAAAAGAAUCCUCAGAACAAACAGGCUGGAAUGGAUAGAGCAAAGUUUGGUAACAGAUGAAGAAUUGGGUCAGUUAAAGCAGCCAUUAAUUCAUAUGGAGAUAGGAUUCUUGAAGGUAGUCCACUCAUGAAACCCCAGAUGGAUUUCUCAGAGAAGACCUCUUCGAGAACAAGAGAAUUGCAUAUAGCACGAAGGGACCUUGGUCGAUACAAAGAGAGCAAAAAGGCUGCGGAGUCAGUAAGUGCUCAAGCAGAAUCUGAGCUCUCUAAUGCAAAGAAGACAGUGAAAGAUCUAUCUUUAUUAAUUGAGAAGUCGAACUCGAAGGCAAAGGCGCAGAUGCAAGACAUUGAGAUGCUAAAUAAAUCGAGGAGGCGCGAAGAACGGGCAUUGGCUGUUAGGAACAUUGAGAGUUAUCAGUAUGCAGAAGUGAUGAGAGAACUGGAAUUUGUGAAACAGGAGUUGAGUAAGCUUAAGCUAGACAUGGCUCAUGUUUUGGAAGAGAAAUCGCGGACAGAGAAGGAAGUUGAAGCCUCAAGUUCGAAAAUGUUUUCUUAUUUGAGCUCUGCUCAAGCCCUUUCGAAGGAGAUUGAGAAAGCUAAUGAAGAACAAGUGCUUGUUGAGGUUGCAAGGAUUGAGGCUUUGAAAGAAUUCAGAGAGAUAGAAGCUCAGAGAGUAAAGGAAGUCACUGAAUUCUCAGCUGCAUUGGAGGAAACCAAACAGAAGAUGAAGGAUAGGAUUGAAGAGAUUGACCAAUCAAAAGAGCUUGAAACCAAAUUGGCUGUCACACUGUCUGAUGUUGAUGUGUUGCAAAGUGAGCUGGUGAAACAAAUGGACAAAAAGGUUCAGAGAAAUGAUAGCCUGAACCGAGGCAGUUUUCGAGAAGAAGAAGAAUUGGGAGCUUCGCCAGUCAUAGAAGAGUUGGAGGCAGCAAAAAAGGAAUUGGCUUUGGUAAGAGAAGAAGGUUUUCAGUUCAUGGCCUCGAUGGAUAUCAUAAGAAAUGAGUUAAAGCAUGUCACGAAAGAGACUUUCCGGUUCAAGAAAACAGGAGAGAAGUCAGAUUUAACUGUUCAGAAUCUCAAUUCGAAGCUGCUCAGAGCCAAUACCAAGUUAGAAGCUGUAUCUGCAGCUGAGGAAAAAGCUAAAUCGAUUUUAUCCAAUCUAUCCCUCACUCUUGAACAGUUUAAGAGAGAAGCAGAGACCGCAGAGAAAGAAAAAGAGUUUUUUACAGCAGAAACUGCAACCACAAAGGCAGAGAUUCUAAAAACUGAGUCUGAGAUAGACAUAACCGAGGAAAGAUUACGGGUUGCUAUGCGAGAGCUUGACGUCAUGAAAUCGUUGGAAGCUGUAGCUCUUGAGAAUCUAAGAACUCUUAUUGAGAAUACCAUGAGUGCCAGGGUUUCAGCAUCUCAGCAUAGCUCUAAGAUUAUCAUUUCAAAGUUUGAAUAUGAGUAUUUAACUAGGCGUGCAGGUGGGGCCGGAGAAAUUGCUGAUAAAAAGGUUGCAGCAGCUCAUGCAUGGAUUGAAGCUCUAAAGGCCAGUGAGAAGGAAAUAUUGAUAAAGACAGAAUUAGCUCAGAGAAAGAUCAGAGAGAUGAGGUUGGAGGAAGAGACAGAGGCCUCUAGAACACAGAAGUCACUUUCUGCUAAGCGAAUUGUUGAGGGAGGAUUACAGAACUGGAGGCAGAAAAGUGAGAAGAACGUAGAAAAUGCAGAAGCCGAAAACUUGCAAUGCCCACUGCCUGGAAAAACUAUGAAAGGUAAUGACAAUAUGAUUCCAUCCAGGGGAGCCAGGUUUCAAAAAUCUGCCUCACCAGCGGCUCGAAGGGCUGCCUCACCAGCAACUCAACAUAUUAAUUCUUUCACUAUUAAGAAAAAGAAGGUAAAGCCCAAUCUGGCCAAGUUGUUUAGUGGCAAGAGAAUUGACAGGGAUCGGUAAGCUUCCUGAAGUUCGGUAGAUCUAUCUGCACUUUUCUGGAAGCUCCUUAGGCAAGUGAUUCCAAUCCAUAGAAUAAAUAAUGAACUAUGACAUACUUUUAGUACGAGGAGAUAACAGGCAAUUGGAUGUUCUCAAUAAGUGCUCCUCUUCAAUGUUUCAUUUUGCUUUAUUUCAAAUAAAUGAAACUCCUUGUAUAACAAGAGGCCUCCGAGUGCCAUGCUUACAGGUUUAUAUGAUUUAGCAUAUAAGAGAACUAAAGAA
This is a messenger RNA of Corylus avellana, 2320 nucleotides long. RefSeq names its product protein PLASTID MOVEMENT IMPAIRED 2. Gene Ontology annotation, biological process: chloroplast accumulation movement; chloroplast avoidance movement. NCBI's taxonomy places the organism in Eukaryota, Viridiplantae, Streptophyta, Magnoliopsida, Fagales, Betulaceae. Gene Ontology annotation, cellular component: cytosol. The record is from RefSeq and is a predicted model, not a curated record.